AUGCCGGAAAACACCGCGUGGUGGAAGGAAUCCACCGUCUACCAGAUCUAUCCCUCCUCCUUCAAGGAUUCCAACGGCGAUGGCAUUGGCGACAUCCCAGGCAUCAUCUCCGAGCUGGACUACCUCCAGAAGCUCGGCGUAGACCUCGUAUGGCUCUCUCCCAUCCUUCAGUCGCCGCAGGUCGACAUGGGAUAUGACGUGUCCGAUUACUAUGCGAUCCACCCCCCGUACGGAACGAUGGAGGAUGUCGACAAUCUCAUCAAGGGGCUCAAUGCGCGCGGCAUGAAGUAUAUCAUGGAUCUUGUCGUGAACCACACGUCCGAUCAGCACGAAUGGUUCAAACAGUCCCGAUCCUCCAAGGAGAACCCGUAUCGCGACUGGUACAUCUGGAAGCCUCCCCGGUACGACGAGCACGGCAAUCGCCAGCCGCCGAAUAACUGGAUCGCGGCUUUCGAAGGCUCCGCGUGGGAAUACGACGAAGCGACCGACGAGUACUACCUCCACCUCUUCGCCGUCGAGCAGCCCGAUCUGAACUGGGAGAACCCCAAGGUCCGCGCCGCCGUCCACGACAUCAUGCGAUACUGGCUGGACAAGGGCGUCAGCGGAUUCCGCAUGGAUGUCAUCAACAUGAUCAGCAAGGACCAGUCCUUCCCCGACGCGCCCAUCACCAACCCCAACUCGCCGUGGCAGCACGGUGCCCAGUUCUACUGCAACGGGCCCCGAAUCCACGAGUUCCUGCAGGAUCUGGGCAAGAUCCUCAAGGAAUACGACGCCUUCUCGGUCGGUGAGAUGCCCAACGUGUACGACCCGGCGGAGAUUGUCAAGUGCGUUGGCUUUGACCGGGGCGAACUGGCCAUGGCGUUCCAGUUUGAGAUCAUGGAUCUCGACCAGCCUGCCCCGACCAAGUUCCUGCCCAAGAAGUGGGAGAUGUCCGCGCUCAAGGAGGUCGUCUCCCGCUGGCAGACUUUCAUGUACGAGAAUGACGGCUGGAAUGCCCUCUAUCUCGAAAACCACGACCAGGGGAGGAGCAUUUGCCGCUUUGCCUCGCCCAAGCCCGAGUUCCGCGCCUACUCAGCGAAGAUGCUGGCCACCUUCCUGGGUCUGCAGAGCGGCACUCCAUUCGUCUACCAGGGCCAGGAGUUGGGGUUGGCAAAUGUUCCAGACAGCUGGGGGAUUGACAAGUUCAGGGACCUUGAGACUCUAAACUAUUGGAAGGACGAAAUACUGCAACACCACGCCCAGGACACAGAGUACCAGGAGAUGACCAUGAAGGAAAUCCGCCUGAAAUCCCGGGACAACGGACGCCUACCCAUGCAAUGGAACAAGGAGAAGUUUGCAGGUUUCACCACUGGCACCGAGCCUUGGAUUGGUGUCAAUGAGGAUUACGAAGAGUGGAAUGCGGCUGCCCAGGUUGGCAACCCUGACAGUGUCUUUGAAUACUGGGCGCAGAUCCUCCGCCUGCGCAAGAAGUAUAAGAAUCUCUUCGCAUAUGGAUCAUAUAAAUUGAUCGACGAACCCAAUCAGGAUCUUUUCGCCUAUCUGAGAGCAUAUGGUGACCAGACCGCCCUGAUCCUGACAAACUUCACCGAAAAGGAGGUCGGCUGGACCGUCCCAUCUGAAGUCGUCCCCAUUCUCAAAGGUGGUACCCUGCUCGUGGAAAAUCGUAACCACGACCGCUCCAUCAGCUCCGAUGGUACAAUUACUGUCCAGCCCUUGGAAGCCUUUGCGGUCCUCCUGAACAAAUCAAGUGUCUAA
Monascus purpureus is the source of this 1755-nucleotide messenger RNA. The record is from the annotation of a GenBank genome assembly. Lineage: Eukaryota; Fungi; Ascomycota; Eurotiomycetes; Eurotiales; Aspergillaceae.